Molecule: messenger RNA, 583 nt
Organism: Geodia barretti
Lineage: Eukaryota; Metazoa; Porifera; Demospongiae; Tetractinellida; Geodiidae
Source: the annotation of a GenBank genome assembly
AUUCUUGUCCCUCUCUCUUGUAGUUCCAAUGUUUGCCAAUUUCUCGACCUCCCUACUGUCCACUGACGGCUCACUGCUGGCCUCGUGGGCGGUGCUUACUCCAGGACUCCGCCCACUGAUCCACCUCACCGUUCGUUGGGUGGAGCUGUCUGCCGUGGGGCCAGACGAUGACCUCAAUGACCCCACAAGCUCCGCCUUCCCUCUCACCAACAUUGCCGUCAUGGAGUACGACAUCAAGACAAGAGUGGUGAUGAAAUAUGACAUCAUCAGUGUCACCCUGAGAGGUCUGGCAGUGAAUGAGACGUACGUCGUGGCUGUGACUGGCAGUAAUGUCCUCCGCUCAAAAACCACUGUCUUUACCUUCACUACAGAAGCCAAUGAAACCACCACCUCGGAGCCCCUCCCAUCAGCUGGUGAACUGACUCACUCUCUUCCUCAACACCACCUGACUCUAACUCUCUUGUCAUUAGCUUCACUCAUCCACACUUCAUUUCUUAGCUCCACUACUCCGUUCACUGAUACAUUAUAGCUCACUAAUUUAGAGAUCACAAUUUCAUCAAUUGAAAGUCUAACGGAAAAAUUU